AUGGCACUAGUUUUUGUCAGUGUUAUUUAUCGGAUUUUCUUCAAAGCAACCCUAAUUAUUCUUGUGUCCUUGUGUUUUUGUGCUUCUGUUCAGAGCACCAAUGCUUUCUGGCUGUGGGCUUUAAGCGGCAAUAAUUCCGGUGUCCGGCUAGCACCAGGCCCUCUUAUUUUAAUUCUUAAUGAAGAACACCAUCUAGCAAUUUUUUUUUUGAGAAUUAGGGUGGCCGGAUCUUCCUUCCGGACGGGUGCAAGGCUGUAUAGUAUGACAGAUUAUGUGGGUCUAGGUGAUUGUGACAGGUCUGAUGGGUAG
This is a messenger RNA of Phycomyces blakesleeanus NRRL 1555(-), 309 nucleotides long. RefSeq lists its product as hypothetical. The record is from RefSeq and is a predicted model, not a curated record. Lineage: Eukaryota; Fungi; Mucoromycota; Mucoromycetes; Mucorales; Phycomycetaceae. Bases 1 to 309 code for a protein of 102 amino acids. The transcript has 4 exons.